GGUUCCGUCAAUCGUCCGAUAGACCUAUAUAAUCCACCAUCAUCCCCUCCAAAGGUUCGUCAUCUCCUGCUCGGGGCUCUUCAACCUUUCCAGGACUAAAUCUUUCUACUCUACAGAGCUCAGAAACCAGAUCACAAUCGACCAUCCAACCACACCUAUUCUCUUCUAUUUCUACAUACUCAUUCAUCUCAACUCAAGAUGCCUUUCUUGAAGCCGGCCCCGCGCUCUGCGAACAUUCGGAUCGAGAUAAUGGCCAAGGUCAAGAUCAACGUCCUGAAGCCCGUCUCAUCCGGAGUGAAGAAGUCCGGUCACGUCACCGAGUCGUCUCCUGCCGCCAAGGGCAAGUCAUUGCCCAAGGCUGCUGCCAAGACUUCGGCCAAGGUCACCAAGAAGACCUCGGACGAGAUCAAGGCCAAGUCAACCGAGCCCAAGUCGUCCAAGGCCAAGAACGAUCUCAAGCCCAAGUCGAAGGGCAAGGGCAAGGACAAGAACCCAGCCAGCAAGGCCUCUGGUGACCCUGCCCCUAUUCCCAGCAGUACAAAGACCAGCAACAGGGUCACCAAGCGCACCAAGAAGACCAAGGAACUUCCCAAGGGCCUAGUCGCAAUCGGCUUCUUCGGCUCCGCGGCAGCAACCCACCGAGCCCAGCUGGGGGCGGGCAAGUCCAACGUCCGCCUCCUGCCCACGGCGCUCCCGGUUCCUCUCCCUCCCAAGAAGGGAGGAGAGGCUGGAGAGGGAGUCGCCAAGGGCAGCGCGGAGCCGAAGAAGACAAAGAAGGUCACCAUUGCCACCACUGGCAUGACCACCCCCUCACCUACGCCUAGUCGUGGCUCAAGCGUGAGCAGCAAGCAGUAAUCAUGGGAAUAUGAAGACCCCGGCUCGGGCAUGAAAUGCCAAAAGGUGUCGAGAUUGGUCAGGAAUGAUGGGCAACUAGGUACGAUCAGGAGUUCUUUGGCGUUUUGUUAACAAGGCAUGGCUGGCUCCAUGGCUUCACUGAAUUG
Molecule: messenger RNA, 1001 nt
Organism: Colletotrichum acutatum
Lineage: Eukaryota; Fungi; Ascomycota; Sordariomycetes; Glomerellales; Glomerellaceae
Exons: 1
Coding region: 199-855 (218 amino acids)
Source: RefSeq, a predicted model, not a curated record